Phalaenopsis equestris is the source of this 2755-nucleotide messenger RNA. RefSeq names its product phosphatidylinositol 3-kinase, root isoform. NCBI's taxonomy places the organism in Eukaryota, Viridiplantae, Streptophyta, Magnoliopsida, Asparagales, Orchidaceae. Bases 302 to 2746 code for a protein of 814 amino acids. The transcript is spliced from 19 exons. Gene Ontology annotation, molecular function: 1-phosphatidylinositol-3-kinase activity. The record is from RefSeq and is a predicted model, not a curated record. Gene Ontology annotation, cellular component: phagophore assembly site; endosome; phosphatidylinositol 3-kinase complex, class III, type I. Gene Ontology annotation, biological process: phosphatidylinositol-3-phosphate biosynthetic process; endocytosis; phosphatidylinositol-mediated signaling.
CAUCUUGACCUCCGUUUAGUUCUUCGUUCGCCGCGAUCUCUCUGAACUCCGGCCACUUCGCUGAAAUCGAGCGACUGCAAAUUUCGAUAAGUGAACAGGGUUAGAAAUUUAACAGAGAGAGACCCGAAUCUACCAUUUUUUUCCUCCUCGUUCCUUCCUUCUGCUCCUCUGCUACCGGAAACCAUUGAGGAAGGAUUUAGGUUAAAUAUUGCUACCAAACACCCUUCAUCGAUUUCUUUGUCGCAGACUCUCAUCAGCGCUGGUUGGAUGCUUGCUUCUAUGACCCAAAUUUUCGACUACGAUGAGUGGGCCCGAAUUCCGGUUCUUCCUUUCUUGCGAUAUCAGCCUUCCCGUCGCCUUGCGGAUUGACAGAUUGGAAGGAAAUCUGCCACAAUCGUCCUCUGUUAUAUCUGAUGUUGAUUCUGCUGCUGGAAGCAGGCAUGCGGAGCUAUUCGUUGAAUGUGCUCUGUACAUAGAUGGAGCCCUCUUUGGUCUACCCACCAGAACUAGACUAGAAUCUUCUGGGCAACCUUAUUGCUGGAAUGAGCUGAUCACAUUGAGCACCAAAUAUCGGGAUUUGACUCCUCAGGCACAACUAUCUCUGACUGUUUGGGAUGUUUCAUGUGAUGAUGACGAUUGUGUAGUUGGGGGUGCUACUAUUUCUCUUUUCAAUAAGCAAAAACAACUUAGGAUCGGGAGGCAAAAGCUGCGACUCUGGCCUAGAAAAGAAGCGGAUGGGUCGAUUCCAUCCAGCACACCUGGGAAGGUACCUAAACUUGAACUGGAUGAGAUAGACCGUCUUGAGAGGCUUGUUAGUAAAUAUGAGAGGGGGCGGAUACAGCGCAUUGAUUGGCUUGAUCGGCUUACAUUCAAAGCUAUGGAUAAGCUUAAGGAACGAGAAAGCAAUGUUUGUGGCAAUUCUCCCCUGAGUCUUAUUGUUGAAUUUUGCAAUUUUGAACAUACUGUGGUUUUCCAGGAGACCGGAACCAAUUUUCUGACACCCUCUCAUGUAUCUUCAACAAAUGAACUUGUUAUUGUGUGGGAUCCAGAAGUUGGCAGGACAAAUCCUUCCGAGCACAAGCAGCUAAAGCUUGCAAGGAGCUUGACCAGGGGAGUAAUUGACAAGGAUCUAAAACCUAGUAUAAAUGAAAGGAAGUCAAUACAGAGGAUCCUCAAAUACCCUCCUACUCGAAUAUUGACUGGUGACGAAAGGCAGCUGCUGUGGAAAUUUCGUUUCUCAUUGAUGUCCGAGAAGAAAGCCCUCACCAAGUUUCUGCGAUGUGUUGAAUGGAGUGAUAUUCAGGAAUCUAAACAAGCGAUCGAGCUAAUGGGAAAGUGGGAGAUUAUUGAUGUCGCGGAUGCACUUGAACUUUUAUCUCCUGUAUUUGAGAGUGAAGAGGUUCGUGCAUAUGCUGUGAGUGUUCUUGCCAGAGCUGAUGAUGAAGAGCUCCGUUGUUAUUUACUUCAAUUAGUGCAAGCUCUCCGGUUCGAGAGAUCUGAUAAGUCUCGGCUGUCGGCCUUCCUUGUGCAGCGUGCACUAUCCAAUAUUGAGUUGGCUAGCUUUCUUCGGUGGUAUGUGGCAGUAGAACUUCAUGAUCCUGCAUAUGCGAAGCGUUUUUAUUGUACUUAUGACAUGCUAGAAGAUAGCAUGAUGAAGUUGAAAGUUGGUGUCAAUGUCGACGAAGAUGGUUUUAAAUCUUGGCAGAGUUUGGUUCGACAAACAGAAUUAACAGCUCAACUUUGUUCUAUUAUGAGAGAUGUUAGGAAUGUUCGUGGCAGUACACAGAAGAAAAUUGAGAAACUAAGGGAGCUCCUUUCGGGACUUCUCAGUGAACUUACCUAUUUUGAUGAGCCAAUUCGUUCACCUUUGGCGCCUGGAAUCCUCAUAACAGGAAUAGUACCAUCAGAAUCAUCACUUUUUAAGAGUGCUUUGCAUCCUUUGCGUCUAACAUUUAGGACAGCAAAUGGCGGAACAUGUAAAAUAAUCUUUAAGAAAGGUGAUGAUCUCCGGCAGGACCAAUUGGUGGUUCAGAUGGUUUCUCUAAUGGACCGAUUGCUUAAAUUGGAGAAUCUAGACUUGCAUUUGACGCCAUAUAGAGUACUUGCUACUGGUCAGGAUGAAGGAAUGCUGGAAUUUAUUCCAUCCAAUUCUCUAGCUCAGAUUUUAUCUGAGCACCGGAGUAUAAUAAAUUAUCUCCAAAAGUUUCACCCAGAUGAAGAUGGGCCCUUUGGUAUAACAACUACAUGUCUUGAAACAUUUAUAAAAAGCUGCGCUGGUUACUCUGUUAUCACAUACAUAUUGGGUAUAGGGGACAGGCAUCUGGAUAAUCUUCUCUUAAGGGAUGAUGGGCGCCUUUUCCAUGUUGAUUUUGCCUUCAUUUUGGGACGAGAUCCAAAGCCAUUUCCUCCACCCAUGAAACUCUGCAAAGAAAUGGUGGAGGCCAUGGGUGGAGCAGAAAGCCAAUAUUACACCAGAUUUAAAUCUUAUUGUUGUGAAGCAUACAACAUUCUAAGGAAGUCGAGCAACCUUUUUUUGAAUCUUUUUCAUUUGAUGGCUGGUUCCAGCAUUCCUGAUAUAGCUUCUGAUCCUGAGAAAGGAAUCCUUAAGCUUCAGGAGAAGUUCCGGUUGGACUUAGAUGACGAGGCUUCCAUACACUUUUUUCAGGAUCUUAUUAAUGAUAGUGUCAGCGCUUUGUUUCCUCAAAUGGUUGAGACAAUUCAUAGAUGGGCUCAGUAUUGGCGUUGAUCAUCAAAU